Rhizophagus irregularis DAOM 181602=DAOM 197198 is the source of this 850-nucleotide messenger RNA. RefSeq lists its product as uncharacterized. The record is from RefSeq and is a predicted model, not a curated record. NCBI's taxonomy places the organism in Eukaryota, Fungi, Glomeromycota, Glomeromycetes, Glomerales, Glomeraceae. Gene Ontology annotation, molecular function: protein binding. Gene Ontology annotation, cellular component: cytoplasm. Gene Ontology annotation, biological process: circadian behavior; adult locomotory behavior; modulation of chemical synaptic transmission.
AUGCCAUUAACAGAAGAUAAUAUUCUUCUUAAUUUAUUAAUCGAAGAAAUAGCAACUAUUUUAUUAAAUGAUAUUGAAAUUGGUCGAUUAUCUAUUACAGCUCUUCAAUAUUUUUUAUUUUGUACAUACGAAAAAGAAAUACCUUUUGCGACACCAGAAUACGAAGUUUUUCGUUACAGUGCUAUUCUUGCAGCAAAGCAAAUUUCUGAUGAUACAUAUAAAGCUCUAAUGAAACAGUUGCCAACUUUAGAGCAAAUAGAUAACUUGAUUCAAGUAGAAAAUAAACUUAUUGUAAAUCAUCAAAAAGUUGCUGAAGAAUUGGAGCCUUUGAUCGAAUAUAUUGAUUUUAGGCGAAUAAAAAGAGGACAAAUUGAUUUCAUUGAACCAUUAAAAGUUAUUCCAGCUGAAAUUAUUCAACAUAAUUCGGAAUUAAUUGAUUCAGAUUUAAACAAUAUUCGAGGAAUACCAAUUUAUAGAUUUAAAGAAUCUGAACUUUUUUGGGAUAGGUUAGGAAGUGGAUCAAAAGCUAUUAUUGAGAAUAACGGAAAAGUUGUAUAUGCACCAAAUGAUCUUAAUUCGUGGAGAAUUGUUAGAGCUAAAAUGUUAUUAGAAAAUAAUGGUAUUUAUGAAUGGGAUAUUAUUAUUGAAAAAACUUGUUUCUGGUCUUGGGUUGGAGUAUGUGCAUCAAAAAAUUUUGAUUAUGAAAAUCCUGCAGGAAGGCAAUCUUCUGGAUGGGUAUUAGGUACCAAUGGUUAUUGUCGUAAUUAUGAUUAUGAAACAUACUACUGUCCGUCAUUUCACGAAGAUGGUGCAAGAAUUACAGUUCAUUUAGAUAUGAAUAAAAGAACUU